AACCAUGAAAGCAGUGGGCAAAAUGUACAUAUCCGAGGCAACAUGAUGCGCCAUGGCACCUAUCUCCCAAUAUCAACGUGAUGAAUGGGUCUUCAUCACCACUACUCCUACGCGGCCGCGUCCGACCGAGGAGCAGCGAUCUCAGAUGCGACGGCGCGUCAUGCGCGAGAUUGGUUACACCCGCCGAAAUCCUCACACAGCAUAUCUUCAGAGCCCGUCGACAUCAUCAUGCAUAUUGAGCGAUACGACAGCAUCUGCUUCAUCCUUCAGCACUUCUUCUGUUGACUCUCAAUCUGGAAGGCGUCAAGGUCCAGACUGUCCACUCACGUCGGCCCAUAUCGCGUCGUUCCUGACCGGGCCGUGGGACAGGGAGUCCGAGCGCCUCCUUCACCACAUGUUCUCAAAUGCGAUCCCAAGCCAAUUUCGGAUAUACAAAAACCGUUGGUACCCAAUAUGCAUCACGAAUUCCGCCGCGUUUGGCCAAAUGCUGGCUACCUAUGCUACCCAUAUCUCACAAUGCCACGUGCAAGUCGACUUGAGGCAGUUCAUACUCUCGAAUCAUACCAAAGCACUUGUGCAGGUUCGGAACGAAAUCGCUGCUAUGUCGCAGGGCAGUAAGCAGGUCUUGGAGGGUACAUUGAGCGCGAUUACUGCCUUGGCAUGCUAUUCACAUCUGCAAGGAGAUAUGGUUUCGUGGAGGUCGCACAUGGUGGCUGUGUCAAGACUUACUCAGGAGUCGGGCUUAUCGCUGGAGGCAUUGGAUGAGAAGUUGGUCACCACCGUUAAAUGGGUGGAUCUAAUUGGUUCCUACGCACUUGACAUCGUCCCUGUCCUAGGAGAUAUGAAUGAGGGCGUUGAUUAUAUACAACCCCCCUGCAAGUCUGUGUCACCAUGCUUAGACUAUCUGGAUCUUCCGGCGCCCUUGGUCUCCGCUUUUCAAUUGUUGCAAUGGACCAACACACAAAUAGUUCCGCAAAACUCUAUCUGGUCAAAUCCAGAAGAGGUUGAUAGGUUAAUCCACCCACUUACCCAUCAGGUCUUGUCGCUACGCCAUGAUGCAUACACUUCUUGGCCUAUAUGCUCCAGCCUUCGAUCCGGGGCGUUGCUAUAUCUUGCCGAGUUUCGACGGAUGUCAGGUAUCAGCCCGGUAGUGACAGAAGUACAUGUGCGGCAGUUACGGCUUUCGCUGGACGCCCUCAGUCCAACAUCAGUUCCGUCAGAAUUGACGUUAUGGCUCCUCACUGUGGGUGCCCUUGAGGCUACAGCUAUCCCAGAUCGGGAAUUCUUCCACAGUGGCCUUCUUCUACUGUUUCAAGCAUUCAAAAUACAUUCGGUCUCGUGCUGGAGGCAAAUGUUGAAACGGCUUGUCUGGUCUGACC
Molecule: messenger RNA, 1379 nt
Organism: Aspergillus novofumigatus IBT 16806
Lineage: Eukaryota; Fungi; Ascomycota; Eurotiomycetes; Eurotiales; Aspergillaceae
Exons: 3
Source: RefSeq, a predicted model, not a curated record